Colletotrichum paranaense is the source of this 1803-nucleotide messenger RNA. RefSeq lists its product as uncharacterized. Gene Ontology annotation, biological process: protein phosphorylation; cellular response to oxidative stress. The transcript has 4 exons. Bases 1 to 1803 code for a protein of 600 amino acids. NCBI's taxonomy places the organism in Eukaryota, Fungi, Ascomycota, Sordariomycetes, Glomerellales, Glomerellaceae. The record is from RefSeq and is a predicted model, not a curated record. Gene Ontology annotation, molecular function: ATP binding; calcium/calmodulin-dependent protein kinase activity.
AUGUCGACGAUACAGCAGCUUAAGAACUUUAUCCGACACGGAAAGCAAGCUCGAGCGAACAACGAUGAGCCGGCAGCCAAGCAGUCCCCGCCGCCUAAGGCGCAUGUAGGCGUAUCAGAGCCUGCGUAUGCCGCCGCACCACCUGCUCAGGCGAUUCCCGAGGCGUACUCAGUUGCUGGCGAUGGCCAGAACCGCGUCGCUCAGGCAAACCACGCAGCCGCCCACGCCGCCGAGCCGAACCAGUACAAGACGUCCAAGGCCGGCAAGAACAUCGACAACACACACUUGGCCAAGCUUGUGGCCGAGGAGAACGAGAGCAGGAGUAAAUUCCCGAGAUAUCCCGGCUUGGAGAGAUGGGAAUUGGUCGAAAAGAUGGGCGACGGUGCCUUCAGCAACGUCUACCGCGCGCGCGAUACUACUGGCGAGCACCCCGGCGAGUGUGCCAUCAAGGUCGUUCGCAAGUAUGAAAUGAACAGUAUGCAGAGAGCAAACAUCUUGAAAGAGGUCCAAAUCAUGCGACAGCUUGAUCACCCGAACAUCAUCAAGCUGAUUGAUUUUUCCGAAUCCCGGCAAUAUUACUACAUCAUUUUGGAGUUGGCGCCUGGUGGCGAGCUUUUCCACCAGAUUGUUCGCCUCACGUACUUCAGCGAGGAACUUUCGAGGCACGUCAUUGUGCAGGUUGCGCAGGCUUUGGAGUACUUGCACGAGGAGAGGGGCGUAGUUCAUCGUGAUAUCAAGCCUGAAAACAUCCUCUUCAGCCCGAUCCCGGUCAUUCCGUCCAAGAACCCCAAGCCUAAGCAGCCUGGCGAUGAAGACAAGGUUGAUGAGGGCGACUUCAUCCCAGGCGUUGGUGCGGGUGGCAUUGGCCAAAUCAAGAUCGCCGAUUUUGGCCUGUCCAAGAUCGUGUGGGAUAACCAAACCAUGACGCCCUGCGGCACUGUCGGAUACACAGCUCCCGAAAUUGUCAAGGAUGAGCGCUACUCGAAGUCGGUCGACAUGUGGGCAUUGGGUUGUGUCCUCUACACGCUGCUUUGCGGUUUUCCUCCUUUCUACGACGAAAGCAUCGAGGUGUUGACGGAGAAGGUUGCCAAGGGCCAGUACACUUUCUUGUCCCCUUGGUGGGAUGAUAUUUCCAAAUCUGCCCAAGACCUCAUUUCCCACCUUCUCACCGUGGAUCCUGAGAAGAGAUACACCAUCACUGAAUUCCUCGCCCACCCUUGGAUCAAGGGCUCUGGCCCAACGCCUCGUGACGAGAAGAAGACGCAGCCCGAUAUGCUGCGCGCGUUCGAUGCCAACAGAAUCAACGAUGGCGAUCGUCGCUACGACUUCCGUUCCCCCGGUGCGGUCAACUUGCGUGAAGUGUUUGACGUCGGAUACGCUGUUCACAGGCAAGAGGAAGAGGCCAAGCGCCGGAAGCAAGUUGGCACCAAGGGCGGUGUUCCCGCUCGCUUCCUCAACAACCUUAACGAGGAAUCAGAGGAUGAAGAUGCGGAAAUGGCCGAGAACAAGGAGGCUGAAUACGUCCACAAGCCAUCGCAGGCGACACAAGCACUCGAGCAGAGCAUGCGUAAUGCCCAGAUCAAGGAUCAGCAAGAGCAUCGCGGACGCGAGCGUGAGCGUCAAGCGCCUGCAGCGAACGAGAAGGGUUACGGCCAACACUCGGCAACUGUCACGGCUGCAGCUCGCCAACAGGUUAGAGACCGCAACAGACAGAAGGGUGCCUUUGAGCUCAGCCUUGACGGCGCCACAUUGUUGGGAAGACGAAACAAGCAACCUCUCGCGGCAAGAGCUGGCGGCGCAUAG